Molecule: messenger RNA, 4377 nt
Organism: Geodia barretti
Lineage: Eukaryota; Metazoa; Porifera; Demospongiae; Tetractinellida; Geodiidae
Source: the annotation of a GenBank genome assembly
AUGGUUGCCAGCGGGAGUUGGGACCAAACCGUUCGCGUGUGGGAUGUGCUACAGGGUGAUAACCUCCAUACCUUUACCGAACAUACGUCUCUCAUUAGGACAGUCGCUUUCGGUUGGGGCGGCACCCUCGCCAGCGGAGAUUUUGAUUCGAUGAUUCAUCUGUGGAACGUCAAAACAGGCGAGAAAAUCAGAACUCUCACUGGGCAUACCUCGACUAUCUACGAGGUUGUCUUUUCUGCGGAUGGGGGCAUACUGGCAAGUGCAAGCGAGGACGAUACUAUUCGCCUGUGGAAUGCCGUCACGGGUGAGACAGUCAAAACUUUUAUCGAACACACCGCUGAUGCCUACCGGGUUGCGUUUAGUCCGGACGGCAACACCCUUGCUAGUGGAAGUGGGGAUGCGACCGUCCGUCUGUGGGAUAUUGACACCGGCGAAAAUACCAAAACCCUUACUGGGCAUGAGAGCACUGUCCUGAGCGUUGCUUUUGGUCCGGGGGACCGCACACUCGUUGGUCGGAGUUGGGACCAGACGAUUCGUGUCUGGAAUACCGAAACAGGAGAGCGCCAACACUUUCUCGUUGGGCAUACAGACGAUGUAGACAUCGUUGUUUUCAGUCCGGAUGGUCGCACAAUCGCCAGCGGUAGUCAGGACAAUACCGUUCGCCUGUGGGACGCUGAGACCGGGGCACAUCUGAAAACGCUCGUCGCGCAUUGGGCGUAUAUUAUAACGAUCGCUUUCAGUCCCGAUGGUACAACUCUCGCCAGUGGAAGUGAGGACGAUACAGUCCGCUUGUGGGAUGUCGCCACCGGGGAGCGUCUGGGACGUCUUUGGGGACAUUUUGCUGGUGUCGAGACUCUCGCUUUCAAUCACGAUGGCACAAUGUUCGCUAGUGGGAGUCGAGAUGCGGUCAUUACCUUAUGGGAUACCGCCACUAGGGAGUGGCUGCACUUUCUCUUUGGUCAUCGUGGACAUGUCCUUACCGUUGCUUUCAAUCCGGAUAGUACAAUCCUCGCAAGUGGGGGCUGGGACAAUACCGUCUGGUUGUGGGAUGUCACCACCGGUGAGGCGAUAACAACCAUUCAAGCGAGCGAGUAUGGUGUUGAAGGUAUUAUUGAAAGCGUUGCUUUCAGUCCCGAUGGAAAGACCCUUGCAGCCGGAGGAUGGGGUAAUGCGGUUGGCUUGUGGGAUGUUGCAACAGGUGAGCAUAUCGAAACUUUUUCCGGACACGCCUCUAGGGUUGAGAGCGUUGCCUUUAACUCCGAUGGCACAGUCCUCGCCAGUGGAAGUCGGGACGGCACGGUGUUGCUAUGGGAUAUUCCACAGCCACCGCCAGAGCCCGAGGAACCGCCGCCCCCACUCGUCGAGGAUGUCAACGGGAAUGGAGCCGUCAAUAUCUUGGACUUAGCAUUGGUCGGAUUACGUUUGGGACAGAUAGGGGAGAAUGAUGCCGACGUCAACGGGGAUGGCAUUGUGGAUAUUGCGGACUUGGUUCAGGUCGCCGGCGCGAUAGGAAACACAACUGCUGCACCUUCGGUGCAUCCUAUAGCACUGCCAAAUCUGACCGCCACCAAUAUUGAGGAGUGGCUCACCCAAGCACAGACGUUAGAUCUCACGGAUGUCCACUCGCAAAAAGGAAUUCUUUUUCUUGAACAACUCCUUGCAGCGUUGGCUCCCAAAGAGACAGCACUUCUGCCAAAUUACCCAAACCCAUUCAACCCGGAGACGUGGAUCCCUUAUCAACUCACCAACGAUGCCGAUGUCACCCUUACAGUUUAUGACACAAACGGCACACCGGUGCGGCAAUUCGAUUUGGGACAUCAGUCCGCGGGCUUCUAUACCACUCGGAUGAAAGCUGCUUAUUGGGAUGGACGCAACGAAAACGGGGAAUCGGUCGCAAGCGGGGUCUAUUUCUAUCAACUCCAAGCAGGUAAUUAUACCGACUUACGACGCAUGGUAAUUCUCAACUUCGCCCAAGAAAAUCCGCAGUGGCACCUGCCCGAAGAUGCGAUUGCGCGAUUCGGUAAAGGAUGGAUAGCUGGACUUGAGUAUUCGCCCGACGGCAGCCGACUCGCAGUCGCCACCGCCAUCGGUAUUUGGCUCUACGAUACGACAACCCUACAAGAGGCUGAUCUGCUCGCCGGGCAGACCGCAAUAUAUGAAAAUGAGACGUAUUCGCCAUCUUCUCUGGCGUAUUCACCGGAUGGAACCAUACUUGCCAGUGGGGGUUGGGACAGAGCUAUCCGUCUGUGGGAUACCACUACAGGUGAAGACACCAAUACCCUUACCGGGCAUAGGAGUGGUAUUCGGAGCCUUGCUUUCAGCCCGGAUGGAAAGAUUCUCGCAAGUGGAAGUUACGACGAUACGGUUCGCCUGUGGGAUGUUGACACCGGUGAAACUGUUCACACCCUUGCCGAACAUACGGAUCGGGUCAACAGCGUUGCUUUUAGCCCAAAUGGGGAUAUAGUGGCUAGUGGAGGUUGGGACCAAACUGUCCGUUUGUGGGAUGUGGCUACAGGUGAACUCAUCAGAACCAUCACCGGACAUACAUCUCUCGUCCGGGCGAUUGCCUUCAGUCCGGAUGGGGACAUGGUCGCCAGCGGAGACUACGACGCAAUGAUCCACCUGUGGGAUGUUGAGACGGGUGAACCCAUCAAAACUCUCACCGGGCAUACCUCAAUUAUCUACGGACUCACUUUUUCGGAUGAGGGCAUCCUAGCGAGCGCGAGUGAGGACGAUACCGUCCGUCUGUGGAAUGUUGACACCGGUACGACCGUUCAUACCCUGACCGAGCAUACGGCUGAUGUCUACAAAGUGCGUUUAGCCCGGAUGGGCGCACGGUCGCAAGCGGGGCGUGGGAUGCCUCCUUCCGUCUGUGGGAUGUUGACACCGUCCGGAGGGACCGCGUACUUGUCGGUCGGAGUUGGGACAGCACCAUCCGUCUGUGGAAUACCGAAACAGGAGAGCGCGAAGCACUUCCUCUUUGGGCAUACAGACGAUGUGGACAUCGUUGCUUUCAGCCCGGAUGGGCGCACACUCGCUAGUGGCAGUCAGGACGAUACGGUCCGCUUGUGGGACGUUGAUACCGGGGCACACCUGAAAACCCUCGUCGGGCAUAGUGCUUAUAUCAUAAGCGUUACUUUUAGUCCCGAUGGUAGCAUGGUGGCGAGCGGAAGCGAGGACGACGAUAUCCGUUUGUGGGAUGUCGCCACCGGGGCGCGUUUGAGAACCCUCCGUGGACAUAGUACCGGCGUAGAGAGCAUCGCUUUCAAUUCUGAUGGCACCACGCUCGCGAGUGGAAGUCGAGAUAGUACUGUUCGCCUGUGGGAUGUUGACACUGGGGAACCUCUGGAUGUCCUUGAGGGUCAUUACGGUCAUGUCCUCACCGUUGCUUUCAGUCCCGAUGAUAAGACACUCGCCAGUGCCGGCUGGGACACCGUUAUUCGCCUGUGGGAUGUCGCCACCGGUGAGGAGGUGGUAGCCAUUGAUAGGGGGACGUAUGGUGUCGAAAGCGUCGCUUUCAGUCCCGAUGGAAAAAUUCUCGCAAAUGGGGCGUGGGAUGAUACGAUUGGUUUAUGGGAUGCUACCACCGGUGAAUCGUUGAAAACUCUUAUCGGGCAUGCGACUAGCGUUGAGAGUGUUGUGUUCAGUUCCGAUGGUACGACCCUCGCAAGUGGGAGUUGGGACGGCACAGUGCUUCUGUGGGAUGUUACGCCGCCCCCGCCUCCGGAGGAACCACCACCGCCUCCCGUCGUCGAGGAAGUCCCGCCGGUCGAAGAUGUCAAUGGGAAUGGGGUGGUCAAUAUCUUGGAUUUAGCCCUAGUUGGAUUACGCUUGGGACAGACAGGGGAAAACGAUGCUGAUGUGAACGGGGAUGGCGUUGUGGAUAUUGCUGAUUUGGUUCAGGUUGCCAGCGCGAUAGGAAACACUGCUGCCGCACCUGCGGGGCAUCCCUUGGCACUGACCAACCUAACCCCCGCCGAUGUCGAGGGUUGGCUCACCCAAACACAAGGGUUAGACCCAACCGAUGUAAGGACGCAAAGAGGAAUUCUCUUCCUUGAACAACUCCUUGCAGCAUUGGUUCCGCAAGAGACAGCACUCUUGCCUAACUAUCCCAACCCGUUCAAUCCAGAGACAUGGAUUCCGUACCAACUCGCCCGCGAUGCCGACGUGACGCUUGCGGUGUAUGACACGAAAGGUACGCCGGUACGCGAGUUCAAUUUGGGGUAUCAGUCCACAGGAUUUUACACCAACCGGGCGAAAGCCGCCUAUUGGGACGGACGCAACGAAAUUGGGGAAUCGGUCGCAAGUGGGGUCUAUUUCUAUCAACUCCAAGCAGGCGAUUAUACCGACUUACGACGCAUGGUAAUUCUCAAAUAA